AUGGAGCGGGCCUUGAAGCUGACGUGCCCAGAAAGCUCUCAGCAUGCUGCUGCCUUACAGGUCGGAAGUACCCUGGAGACGCUGUGUCCACCAGAAUCCCUUGUCCAGCUUGAUCGCAAGGGAAACCUUGACCUUCUGGAAGCUGAGCUCCCGAGAGGGCCUGGACGGGAGUGGCCCUGGGUCACACGGAUCUGCCUGUUUCUCCACAAAAGGCAGAGGGGGACAGAGAGGAGGUGGAGUGAUUCAGAUGUGGACCUUCACAGCCGGGUGACUGUGUGCCAGAGCCAAGGCGACAAGCAUCUGGAUAAAGAUGAACUGAAGUUUGAAGGAGUGGGGCAGGUUCAACAAACACAAGGUUACGCCAUUGCCGUCGUCCUCAUCAUCUCUGUCAUCAUCACUCCCAGUCCUUUGGUUUUCUGGAAUUCUGCGUCUCGGUGCACUUGCUCCUGUGAAUGCGUCCCACUGCGGUACCUGGGGCAUUCAGUCCUGUGGCUGCAGGCAAAGGGCUGCGAUGAGGUCAGUCCCUCCUCCAAGAGAAUCAUACUGUUUCUUGGUGAGAGGGAGGCCCGGACAGCGCUGCUGCUGCCCCAGGUCCUGCACCUGGCUCCUGCCCCAGCGCUGCUCCUGCCCCAGGUCCUGCCCCAGGUCCUGCACUUGGCUCCUGCACCAGCGCUGCUCCUGCCCCAGGUCCUGCACCUGGCUUCUGCACCAGCACGGCUCCUGCCCCAGCUCCUUCCCCAGGUCCUGCCCCAGUGCUGCUCCUGCCCCAGCCAAAUACAAAAGCGGCUGGGAAGCGGCGGCCGCGCGAGUUCCCAGCGCCGGGCGGAGCGCCGCGGCCGCGAUGGGGCCGAGGCGCCCGCAGCCCCGCAGCCGCCACGCCGCCGGGCCCGCCUCGCCGCCGGGACCCGGGCGCCCGGGCGCGGCUUGAAGCGGCGGCGGCCCCCGCGCGGCCCGCGGGGCUCGGGCAGGAGGAUGCGCGACGCGGCCGCCGCCGCCGCCGCCGCCGCGGGGCUCUGGCUGCUGGCGCUCGGCUCGCUGCUGGCGCUGCGGGGCGGGCUCCCGGCGCCGCGCAGCCCGCCGCCCGCCGACCGGCUCCCGCGGCGCCCGGGCCCCGCGCCCCGGCCCCCCCCGGCCCCGGCCCCGGCGCGGGACGCCCGCGGCGGCUCCCCGAAAACUUUCCGGGCGCUGCUCACCUUGGCGGCCGGCGCGGGCGGCGCGGGCGGCGCGGCGCGGGGGCCCCCGGGCGGGCGCGAGGGGCGCGCGGCGGUGCGCGGGGGCGUCUUCUGGAGCCGCGGCCUGGAGGAGCGGGUGCCCCGCGGCUUCUCGGAGGCGCAGGCGGCCGCGUGGCUGGAGGCGGCGCGCGGCGCGCGGGUGGUGGCCCUGGAGCGCGGCGGCUGCGGGCGCAGCUCCAACCGGCUGGCCCGCUUCGCCGACGGCACCCGCGCCUGCGUGCGCUACGGCGUGAGCCCCGAGCAGAUCCAGGGCGAGGCCCUGUCCUUCUACCUGGCGCGCCUGCUGGGCCUCCAGCGCCACGUGCCGCCGCUGGCCCUGGCCCGCGUGGAGGCUCGCGGCGCGCAGUGGGCGCAGGUGCAGGACGAGCUCCGCGCCGCGCACUGGGCGGAGGGCAGCGUGGUGAGCCUGACGCGCUGGCUGCCCAACCUCACGGACGUGGUGGUGCCCGCGCCCUGGCGCUCCGAGGACGGCCGGCUGCGGCCGCUGCGGGCCGCCGGGGGCGAGCUGGCCAACCGCAGCCAGGCGGAGCUGGUGGACCUGGUGCAGUGGACCGACCUGAUCCUUUUCGACUACCUGACGGCCAACUUCGACCGGCUGGUCAGCAACCUCUUCAGCCUGCAGUGGGACCCGCGCGUCAUGCAGCGCGCCACCAGCAACCUGCACCGCGGCCCCGGCGGGGCGCUGGUCUUUCUGGACAACGAGGCGGGCCUGGUGCACGGCUACCGGGUGGCGGGCAUGUGGGACAAGUACAACGAGCCGCUGCUGCAGUCGGUGUGCGUGUUCCGCGAGCGGACGGCGCGGCGCGUGCUGGAGCUGCACCGAGGCCGGGACGCGGCCGCGCGGCUGCUGCGCCUCUACCGGCACCACGAGCCUCGCUUCCCGGAGCUGGCCGCGCUCGCCGACCCCCACGCGCAGCUGCUGCAGCGCCGCCUCGACUUCCUCGCCAAGCACAUUUUGCACUGCAAGGCCAAGUACGGCCGCCGCCCCGGGACUUAGCAUCCCCGCCCCCGGCAGCCCCCCCGCACCCCGGAGGAGAGGGCGAGAGGCCCCCCGGGCCGGGGGAGGCGGGACGCGCGGCGCGGAGCGGGAAGGGCCGCCGCCCCGGCCACCGGCCAACGCCCAGCCCGUGGCUCCGGGCCGCCAGGAGGCUGAAACUUCUCCUCGGCUGCACCCACCUGCCCUGCCCCUUGCUCUCCAUCUCGUGCCGUCUCCUUUCAAAGUUCGCGGAGGACGGCGUCUCCGGGGCGAGAAGUGGAACGUUCCCCCGGCCCAGCCUGCGGGAGGACGCUGCCCUGUGGCCGCACCGAGUUUGGAUCCGGAGACACCCGCCGCCGCCGGAGGAGUGUGCACCCCCACCCCCACCCCCACCCCGCCCCGGGUGGCCGGCCGUCUCGGUGGGAGAUGCGUCCCAUCCCUUGCCUCUCCCCCACCCCCACCCCCACCCCCAUUCCCUCUCCGAAAAAGGAAAACUUCUGUUGGAGCCGUUGAGCUAAUUUGUGCGUUUCCCACCCAACGCUGCGCUGGUGGCCCGGAGCUGGGCUGUGACAUCGGCUGGCGCAGCCCCCUUCCUGUGCUCUGCCUUUGUUCCGGCGGCGGCGUGAUGGUGAGAUCACUGUUAGGGGCUGGGGGAAGGCUCCCGGUAGGACAAAGGGAGCAGGACCUUCAGAACCCGGAGGGGGGGGGGGUCUCCGCUGACCCUGACCAGGUGCCUGCCUUGCUCCUAACCACAUGCCCUUUGGGCCUAAAGCCUCCAGAUUGCAGGACCCUCCGUCGGCUCCGAGUCAAGUAGUGGAUUUCUCCCUCCCCUCCUCCCCUCCGACCAAAAUUUUGACAAUGAUGAUGUUCACCAGAAGCAAAUGAGUUUCAUGCACUUUACUUUGUUUUGUUUUUUUUUUUUAAUUUUAGUUUUUUUUUUAAUCAGGAGAAACUUUUUUUAUUUGACAAAAUUUGCCUUCUGUGUAUAUAUGUGCAUAAAGCGUGUUGUAAAUAUACUAAACAAACUUAUAUUUCAAUAAAAGGGAGUUUAAAAUUUAGAGAAUUUCAUUUCCGUGCUUUUCCGCUGUGGGAGAUCACCGACGCCCCUCCCCGCUUUUCGAAUUAGCUUUAGGGUUUCUCCCUUGUGGACGUGCUUUAUAAAAACAAAGGAUGCCUAUAUACCCCAGUUGUGAGGGCCGGGAACGUACAGGAAUGAACAAAGACGGAGCGGUUUCUCUGCCCUGUUUGCUCAAAUGAACCCUAGGGC
Messenger RNA from Canis lupus familiaris (dog), 3475 nucleotides. RefSeq names its product four-jointed box kinase 1 (gene FJX1). The transcript has 6 exons. Gene Ontology annotation, biological process: cell-cell signaling. NCBI's taxonomy places the organism in Eukaryota, Metazoa, Chordata, Mammalia, Carnivora, Canidae. The coding region runs from base 1 to 2229 and encodes 742 amino acids. The record is from RefSeq and is a predicted model, not a curated record.